Messenger RNA from Sander lucioperca (pikeperch), 1240 nucleotides. Its product is annotated as lysophosphatidic acid receptor 6-like. The coding region runs from base 239 to 1231 and encodes 330 amino acids. Lineage: Eukaryota; Metazoa; Chordata; Actinopteri; Perciformes; Percidae. The transcript has a single exon. Gene Ontology annotation, biological process: behavioral response to pain; G protein-coupled receptor signaling pathway. The record is from RefSeq and is a predicted model, not a curated record. Gene Ontology annotation, cellular component: membrane. Gene Ontology annotation, molecular function: G protein-coupled receptor activity.
UAAAUUCAGUUAUGUUAGCCGUGGCAGUGUAUUCAUGUCAUCUCAGCAAAUUUACAUUACAUAAAACAGCAGACAUUUUGAGUUUAUUAAGUUUUUACUUGCCACAGGUUUAACUCCAGCAGAAGCAACUGAACCUGUUCCUUCCUCCCAUCUUAUGUUCACUUCAACCAACCCAAUUCCCUCCAGAUAUUAAAAAAUCAGUAAUUUAAAGUGUUGGAGCAGCAAAUCCUUUUUGGACAUGGAGCUGUGGAAUAUGACUGAUACGCCAGCCAAGCCAUUUUCACCUCUGUCUAAUUGCACUGUUGACACGAGCUACCGCUUCACCUUCUAUCAAGUGUCCUAUGGUGUCAUCUUCCUGCUGGGGUUGGCCACCAACAGCCUAGCUCUGCGCAGACUGUGUCUAUCUCCCUGCACCAUGAACAGCACAGCCAUUUACAUGGUCAGCCUGUCAGCUGCCGACUUGUUUUUUGUAAUUUCUCUGCCCCUGAGAAUCUACUACUACCACCAAAAGGCCAGAGCCUUGUCCUCCAAGACAGGAUACCAAUCCAGUUGGACUCCUGGGGUGGCAUACUGCCACCUCACUUUCACCCUUAAAUACAUCAGCCUGUAUGGGGGCAUCUUCUUCCUAGUUUGCAUUGCUUUGGAACGCUACUUUGCUGUGGUGUAUCCGCUGGCUUCAACACUCCGCAGGCUGCGUGUUGCACAGCUGGUUAGUGGGGGGAUCUGGUGCCUGGUCCUCGGGCUCAGUGUGAGUCUGCCUCUGCUGCGCUCUGCAGCAGCUGACCAACACCAGCCCUGUCUGCUGGACCCGUCCUCGCAAAGCCACCGCACCAUCAUCCUGGUAGCUCUGGCCUUAGUCCUAGGGUCAUUUCUGCUGCCCACUGUGCUACUUCUCUGCAGCUACUGCAGAGUGCUGAGUGUGCUUCGUCGGCCGAGACACUGCUCCCGCAGCCAGCGCCACAGCCGUCGCCACACUCUCACUGUUAUUUACUGGGUGCUAGGCAUCUUCCUGCUGUGUUUCGUCCCCUAUCACAUCAACCUCCUGGGAUACACCCUCACACACGUGGGUCUGCUGCCCCAUUGUGGCCUGGCCAAGGUGACCAAGGCUGUGCACCCCGUGGUGCUAUCACUAGCAAGCCUCAACUGCUGCCUCAACCCACUCAUCUACUAUUUCUCCAACAGCCUGGUGAACAGGGAGGCGCCCUGUGGUGGAGGGAGUGGCAGCCAGUGACACAGAUCA